AUGUUUGGCACUCACCUUCGUACCGGUAGCGCUGGCACACCAUCCACUCCUCGCCAAGGAUCCUCUUCAUUUCAUCAACAAUUAGUAAAAACACCAUCGGAUCAACAACAAACCUCCUCUUCCGAUUCAUCUACAACAACCAAUGCUGUACCCACAACCAAUCUUGAAGGGAUCAAUGAAAAGAAUCUCAAUGAUUAUCAACAAAUUCUUCAAAUUUUGCUCGCAGCAGGUUAUUUCAGAGUGAGAAUUUCAGCUCUUACACCUUUUGAUAAAAUCCUUGGAGGUCUCUGUUGGUGUAUUAGUAAUUCCUACAAUGCCGAUGCUGAUGUCGAAAUGUUGAGUUAUGAAGAAGAGGCUAACAUUGGUAAAAAGAUUAAAUUAUCAGAAAAAGUGGUGUUAGCCUUGAGAAGAAUGGGAUGUCCUCAAGAAUUGUCUCCUGUCCAAAUUCAAGGUUUAGAUUGUCCUUUUAUAUUGAAAGUAUUUUCAUGGCUUGUACAAAAGGUUUUUGAAUCAAGAGUUGAGAACAAGGAGAGAAUUCAAAGAUACUCUGAAUUACAAUUCUCUAGAAGAUAUGAAUUACCACAAGAUCAACAAGAUAUGGAACAAUAUAAUCAAGCAUUACCAUAUCUGGAUAGCAUCCGAGGUGUCUAUCAUCCAAAGAGAAAAUUUAAACAUCAACAGAGAAAUGUACUUAAAAGCGAAUGGGGGCAUGUUCAAACUGUAUUAUUAGAAUAUGGAAUUGAAUUCAAAAAAAUUGAAAGAUCUCAACAAGAAAAAGAAGACAAAUCAAAAUUAGAAAGACAAUUGAGAGCUCAAAAACAAGCAUCACGAACAGAGUCUAUGGAUGCUUCUCAGCUCAAUAACCAAAAUUUAGCUGAAUUAGAUUUAGAUGAAGAAGCAAGAGAAAAGAAAAUUCAAGAAUUGAAAAAAUUAGUCGAGCAAAAUGAAAACUUUUAUAACAACAUUUCUGCCUCUGGUGCCUCUAAUUUAAUUAAUUUGGGAGCUGUAGAUAUUAUCAAACUUAAAGAAGAGUAUGAUGAAAAGACUAGAGAUUUUAUGGGACAACAAGAGAAUUUGCAGAGCGAACAAAUGUUGCACAAGAGACAAGUGGCGCAACUCACCAAACAAAUUGAAAAUCAAAAAGUCAUCUACAUGAAAGCCAAAGAAGAAUUCAAUGCAGUCAAACAAGAAUAUGAAAAAGUCUCUGAAACUCUCUCUAAAUUUAAGGAAUACAAUGAACAGGUUCAAAACAAAAUCACAGAGUUACAAAAUCAAGUUCAAAAUCAAGAUGUUGAUCAAGCCAUUCUCUCUAAAUUAGAAACACUCAUUGCUCUCAAUGAAGCAUUUAAAAAACAAGAAGCUGAUUUCAAAACAAAUUGUCAAUUACAAUUACAAGAACUCAAAAAUUCUAUUGCUCAAUUAGAAUCAUCAUUUAAUGACAGUAACGAUCCAAUUGUUCAAUUAUCUCAAGCCUAUGCCAAUGACACUGAAAAGAUGAAAAAGAUUAGAAAGUUAGCUGCAAAGAGAAAUAGAGAGUUAGCCAUUGUUCAAUCCAAAAUUGAUGAAAUUCCAUCUAGAACUGAGUUAUCGCAAUAUGAAAGAAGAUUUACAGAAUUAUAUGCUCAAAUAUCGACCAAAUUAGAUGAAACCAAGAAAUACUUUGUGAGUUACAAUACACUCUCAGGAACAUGUACAUUUUUGGAACAAGAAUUAUCCUUAUUGAAUUCUAUUGCUGAUUUCUUUCAAAAAGCAGUUCAAUCUCAAGAUAAGAAAUACAAAGCAUGGAUGAUCAAUACAGUGAGUGAUCGAGCUGAGAAAGUCAAACAAACCAAAACACAAAUGGAUACAAAAUUAAAAGAAACUGAAAAGAAGAGAGAUGAUUUACAGAACAAGUACAAUGAAUUGGUUUCUAAACAACGAAAUUACUUUAGAGCAGUGAAAGAAUUCCAAAAUGAAAUGUUAAAGAAUGAUGAAUUGAAUAAGAGAUUGAAAAUGAUGCAAUAA
Messenger RNA from Naegleria lovaniensis, 2004 nucleotides. RefSeq lists its product as uncharacterized. Gene Ontology annotation, biological process: Golgi to plasma membrane transport. Bases 1 to 2004 code for a protein of 667 amino acids. NCBI's taxonomy places the organism in Eukaryota, Heterolobosea, Eutetramitea, Acrasida, Naegleriidae. The transcript is spliced from 2 exons. The record is from RefSeq and is a predicted model, not a curated record.